This is a messenger RNA of Lymnaea stagnalis (great pond snail), 8083 nucleotides long. NCBI's taxonomy places the organism in Eukaryota, Metazoa, Mollusca, Gastropoda, Lymnaeidae. The record is from the annotation of a GenBank genome assembly.
UGGUAUUAGAAAAUUUACUAGGAAUUACAGACAUACAUCUUUGACAAAGAUUAAACUAAUAAUUUUUAAAGACCCAGAAACAGAAAAGGUCAGUACAUAUUAUAAUUUGGUGUCUUGUUGAACGAAUUGCUUGAUAAUUAUAACCAUUUUUAUAAUAUUAUAGACACGUCUGAAUAUGUCUAGUGGUUUUCACAGAUUUUUCCUUUCAAUCAAUGGCACCACUCGAGUUGGUGUCAUCCAGCAAAGCAAGGUCAUAAAAAUUAAAACGUCACUGCUCAAACAUUUCUUUCCUGGUCACCAAAUAAUCUAACAAAUAUCCGUUCAACAAAAACAUCCUUCUCCAUAUUGUUUUGAAAUUGGAAAACUGCAAAACACAUCUCGAAGCUUUGGCUGCCCCAUCAUGGUUAAUCGAAAAUAAAUCUUUGAAUGUUUCAGUUCUAAAACGUUCCCAUUGACACGAUGUCGCUGAUACAACCAUCAUGAGAAAUGGGUAUAGGCUUAAAGAAAGUAUUAAGAGAUAAUCAGUAGGUCUCUUUGAGCUACGACUUUUAAAAUGUUGAACUUUUCCACCCUUUGGCUUUGUCGAGAUAAAUAAUCUACUUCUGCUCACGUGCCGAUCGAUCUUUGGUUUUUCAAUUAAAAGCUCACCUUCUUUGGAGAAAGCAAUGAAAUAGUAGAACAAGGUAUGUUAAAGCUUAAAGCAAUGGACAGGUCAACAAGAUAUGCACGUUUCGGCUUACAGCUUUCUUUAGCAAACAGGACCCAUGAAAAUACAACAAGAAACAGAGCACAGUAAGAAAAAAAACUGGAUGAUCUUUUGUUGUUACAGGAAGUAAGAUUACGGGAAAUGAAAGAAUAUAAAUAUAGGUACUGUGAAAAUUGAGGUCCAGAAUUUUAGCGGCCCAAAAUAUUAAAGGAUACAUACAAUCUAAGCAAGAAAAAAGUAGAAAUACAGAGAAAUUGAGAUACAUUUGUGGAUAGUAUUUGAAUAAUACCAUAUGGAGAUAUGGGGUCGAAAAGAUAAAUAAAUUUGUUUACCAUUUUAACCCUAUCUGGUGUGUUGGUACAAGAAAUCAGUGCAGUAAUGGAUACAUUUAGGCCGAGAAGGUCAUACCGUGCUGCCCCGUCUAUUGAUUCAAGCUUCAACAUACUUUGUUUUACUAUUUCAUUUACACAGCUUGAAUGCAGUCGUUCAAUUAUUAUAUUUUUAUUGGAGAAAGCACUACAGAGAAUGGUCUGUUUCGGAAUCGACACAAGUACUCAUUCGAGUGGGUGACAUUAGACUCAUGGCUUGAACAAUAUCUCCUGCUUUCUUUAAAUACCUUGAUAAGAUAUGGAGUUCAAAAGGGAGACAACGAAUGUACCCAAUUACCCGUCAUGUUGUUUUCUUCUUCACAUCAGCCCAGUUCUACGAGAUCUCCAUUGGGUUCCUGUGAGUGAGUGCAUUAAUUACAAAAUUAUUUCCCUGGCGUAGAGCUGCAUAGAAGGCUCUGUAACCGGAAUAUCUUAAAGGACUGAUUUAUAAACAUGUAUCCUUAGAGAACCUGCGGUCUUCAACACAGACCUACUGAAAAUUCCCAGUGAUAGCACCAAAAUUAUGGAACAGUUUGUCUCAAUCUUUGAGGGGAAUAGAAAAUGAUAAAAAAUCAUUUAAGAAACAUUUGAAAACGUUUCUGUUUAAAUAGAUUUAAGUAAACUAGAGAGCAGUGAGCAUGCUAAAGUCGCAUGGAUACCAGCGCUAUAUAAAUAUCCAAUCAAACAAUUAGAUGACUGUUCAAUAUUUCAGAUUUUACAUCUCGUCCCUCGGCACAUCAAGAUGCCAAAUCCAUCACUUUCUAGAUUUUUAAGAAUUUCAGAAAUGAUGUCAUCAGCUUUUUAUUUCCAUUUGAGAUAAAAAAAUAUAUUAUCUAUUUACCAUUUCUUUGUUCAUUUUCCCUGUAUGAUACGCUCAUAACAGUGAGUGAAAUGUUAGAAAUGCUUUCGAACAUAUUUCUGAAAUAAAUCGCAGACUUAAUAUCCAUGAUAAGCAUAUCAUUGACGUCUCUUGUCAGAACCUUUAACUAAGUUUAAGCUUACGGUGCAAGAAAAGAUAACGAUGCUUGAGUUAACUUGUUCUCAGCUUUGACCUCAUUAAUGGAUCAACUGUCUCAAUAAAGUUAUCUUUAUUCAAUGAAAGAUUCCUCUUUCUUGUGGCACGGGAGGCCAAAUUCUGCUUGAAAAAACCAGUGUAAUGUCAAGCAAUCUGUGUAUGAUAUCGCACUAAUUUUGUUCCAUCUUUCCAUCAAAUCAAUACUUUCAGCGUCAUUUCAUUUGUACAUCUUAAGUCCUGAUACCAAUAUGUCUCAUUUUUAAUGUGUUCUUCAAAUAUCUUCUGUUUAUAAACUUUUGGCUUCAGCUUCUUCAAAUUCUGAAACCCAAUCACUAACUCGGAAUUUUUAUGUACCAAACAUCUGUGGUAAGUAUGGUAAAAGUACAUUCUCUUAUAAAGAGUGGAUGUAACCCUCUUUUUACACUAGUAUGUUGUCCCCCUUUUGCAAAAUCUUACAGAAACUCUGUUGAUAACCGAUAUACGCCUGCUUCUGCAUCUUUCUUAGUCACAACUCUGAAAAUUUCAAUAAAGAAGCACUUUUCAACUCAAAAAUGAUCUGUAGAAGGCGUAUUCUAGACCCUGGAAGUUGUACUCCUAGCAUUACCAUUACGAACUGAAUGGUCAUAUACUUGAGCCAGCAUCUUCCUUAAUGUAGCACAAUGCUACCAUUCAAAGAGAGGUCCGCUGGGUCGAGCAUAUUAACAAUGUGUGCAACUAGGCAAACAAGACCCUGGGGUUCUUAAGGCGAAAUAUAAAGAUCGGAAACUCAUUUGUCCGGCCGCUUUUAGAUUACACAUCUUCAUUCUGGGACUCAUUUACCCAGAAGAGCAUCGACAGGUUACAGGCGACCCAGUGACGAGCAGCGUGCUUUGUCCUGAACUGCUACAGGAAUACCUCUAGUGUUGGCAUCAUGCUGGAAACACUAGGCUGGUCACCGUUGGAGGAACGACGACGACUAUCCAGGAUCGUCAUUAUGUACAAGUUAAAUGAUGGGCUGGUCCACUGCUCCAGCAUUAAACAGAUACUCGUCUCUCUCCCCCAUAGAAAGUGACGAGGCCAUGACAGGCAGUUCCGGCUUAUAGCAACAAGAAACCAGUAAAGGAGCUGCUCAUUCCUGCUAAAGACAAUCAGGGACUGGAACAAGCUUCCAACCGGAACAGUUGUGGUGAAAACACUAGACACGUUUGCGUCUAUUGCCUCAGUCCCUCCAACCCCCGUUUAAUGAUACCCUCACAAAGUUGCCCUUGCCACCAGUGAAAUAUCCUUUCAACACCAGGCACAGAAACAAUACAAAUCCCCUCUACAUGCAUAGGAGCCAGAUUGCUCAAUAAAUUGAUAUUGUGCUCUUAAGAUAUAGAAGAAGAAGACGAAUUACAAAAAAUGUUGACAUUUAUCUCCUUAAUUUUGACAAAUAAUUUUGACAUUUCAAGUAUAAGUGGCAAGAGUUACUUUAAGUUUUUACUCUGUGCUUUUUCCGAGUCAAUUUCUGUUAUUUUUUCUGAUGUUUGCAAUAGACUGUAUGCUUCAUGCUAAAUCAUUAUGUAGAGCAAGGAUGUCAAGCUCAAUUGAUCGGCGGGCCUAACCUCAAAUCACAUGUAAGGUUGCGGGUCGAACAGGAUAAACAUUCAAUAAGCGGAAAAUUAAUAUUUAAAAAAAAAAAUUAUGUAAAUAAAAUCAAAAAUAAAGUUUAAAUAAUUAAAAAUCAUUGGCAUAACCAUUUUCGUUCUUAUGCCAAUUUGUUAGAGUUGGAUGUUUGGCACAUUUUCUUGGCUACAAAAACAAGUAACGUUCUGUGUCAUUGAGAUUUUCAUGAUGGCCUGCAAGUCUCCAUCAGUGAGACGACUCCUGUUUGAUGUUUUGUUAAUCUUCAUCACGGAAAACAGGUUCUCACACAUAUAUGUCAUGUGCUACCCAAAAUGCUCAAGGUUCGAGCCGCAUGUAGACGAAGCUGGGACAUCUCUUCGGGAAUAAAACGCAUGAACUGUGCAGACCCAAAUGUGUCGUACUUUGGCUUUAGUGUCCCCUUACACUGCAGCUCUAUUAUCUCCAUCUGCAAAUUUACAGGUGCGAUUUCCAUGUCUAUGAAAAAUGUGUUGCGAAACAGCUCGAAAUUAAAUUUCUGUGAUUCAAAGUCACCAAAGCGUCGUUCGAACUCUGCACGUUGUAAGCUACUUUUUCAGCAAAGUGUGCAUUGGGAAACACCAUAGCGUUGACUUGGAUAUAAUUGCACGCCGGUAACACCUUGCGGGCCUGAUAAAAUUGUACUACGGGCUGGAUGUGGUCCGCGGGCCUUGAGUUUGACGCCUGCAAUCUAGAGUGUUAUAACAUUAAUUUUCUCAUAUUUUUUCCAUUAAUUUUUAAACUUUCGGGAAGUCUGGAUGAGGACUUUAAUGUUGAUUUUCUAGUUGGCAUUAAAAGAGAAUACCACCUGUUUGGUCACCUGUAAGUAUUUUCAAACUCUGCCUAAACAACUGCAGCCCAAAAAAACUAGCAGACUACAUGUGUUUUCCAGCUUAGCAAGGGGCGAAAUUACACAACUGAUGUCAUGUAUCUGCACACACAAAAAAGACAAAUUUCGAGCAAAACAUGUGGAUAAAAUUAAGAAUGGUCGUCCAGCAACUAAAUAGAAAAUUUCUUUACAAAAAAAUUAAAUCUGAAAAUUAAAAAUAAAUAAUUAAAUAUGGUUUAAUCAGGUGUUUAGAUCUGUAUUCUGUACUGAGACUUCUGAUGAUCCGGAAGACAAUGAAAUGACGCACAUGAGAUUUGCCGCUGCAUCGGGAGAGGACAAAUUUAAAAGUGGAGGCAAGUAUAACCCACAGUUCUUCAUGUCCUUCAUGUCAUCUGGUUACAACUGUUCUUGCUAAUGUAUAAAUAGAUUGAAAGAAACUCCAAAUUCCGUUCUUGUUUUUGUUUGUUAUUUUGCUUGUUGUUGAAAGUAUAGUUUUGAUUUGCCAAUACAAUGUUGAAUGAUGAAUGUAUAAUAUUUUUUUUUUAUCACACUUCAUCUUUUUUCUUAAAAAAAAAAAUGAAUAUUCAAUGUUCAGGCCUUGAGAAAUGAAUUAUUUGGUUUUAUCAGUGAUGUUUAUUGACCCAAUAUAUUGCGACACUGUCAAAAUUACAAAUACACAUUUAUUAGGAGAUAAAAAAUUUACUUUUGGAUCCGUCACACUGACUGUUAAGUGUGGUGAUAUCACUGAAGAGCGAUGUGAUGCAAUUGUCAAUGGAAUUAAAGAGAACAUGGAUCUAUCUUCCUACGGUAAGUUCCGAUGUCUUAACUCGUCCAAUCAGCUUUGCCUUUAACUCUACUUUUCAUAAUGUAUUUUUAAGAUACUUCCUCUUUAAGAUAGUGUUGUUAAAAAUUAUAAGUUUAACAGCUAAAUUAUGGUUAAAUGAUUAACAGAAUGUACAAAAAAGUACAAGAAUUAAUAAUUUACUGUGUGUAUUUUCACCAUUAGGUGAUCAAUACGCUUAAAAUAUACAGAAGAUAGAUAAGAAAUAAGAAAUUAUAGAAUGUGGACACAUUUAAGUCUGCCAUGGGGGUUUACUCAAGAUCUGUGUAAGAUUUUAGUCAAACAUAACAAUCAUCCUGUAAUAAUCUGAACGUAAUAAAAAAAAUUAGAUAUUUAUGCAGAGCUUUUUCAAUUUGAUUAUAUGGCUUAUUCAUGUGCCGUGGCAUAUCUUUUUCAAUGGUCAGUUUUAAUACAGAAAAGAAACAUGUGUUUGAGAUUUUAAAGUAUUUAUUGUUGUCUACGACAAUGUGAAAAUAACCCGAUUAAAAGCAUAGCAUAAGUAAAAUAUGUGAAUUUUUUGACGUGCCCUGCCAUACAGAUAAUACAUGUGAUAUUUAAUGUAUUACCUAUAAUCACAGAAGGCAGUAAGCAAAUUGAUGAAACAUUGCAAUUAUAAGGAAAUUAAAUAUAAAUAUAGACACCUUUAUAAUUAAUUUUAUUUAUGCUUUUUUAAAUUAAAUAUUAUUAUUAUAAUUUUAAAAUUUCAUAAUGUUUUAAAAUUAUUCAACAAAACUUCAGUAGUCAAUGAAUUUUAUUUUUUUAGUUUUGAAAAAAGUAGAAAAUUUCGUUCUUAGAAAGGAGUGGGAACCAUGAUUCUCAUAGCUGCAUUACUUUAAGUCCAAUGACUUAGAGAUAGAAGUAUCCUAAUGUUAUGGAUAAAUAAGCUGCAGAAAAGUUGAAGUUCAAUACCAGUCAGCGUACGGUUAUGACUCCAGGAUUUUCAAUAGAGAUUUGUCGUUACAAGCAGUUCCAUUGGUCUCUCAAAACACAUCCAUGCUUCGCAAAUAUAGAAAGGUUUGUGGGGAGUUCCCUUGACUUUGGCUUGACCUUGAAAUGAACUCUGGGACUGGCCUAAAGACUUAUUUAUUUUUUCCAUUUAAAGUUACAAUAAAAACAUUUUCAGGUGCUGUUUGUAAAUCCAUUCUCGAAAAAUGUGGACCAUCCUUUCAAGAGGAAUGCAUUUCUAAGAGUAAGUUUGCCAUUCAUCUUAAAUUCAUUUAGUUAUUGCACAAAACGUAACCAUGCUUUUGACUUUACUGAUUGUUUCUAAUACUCAUGAAAAAAAAACAAAAUUUUUCAGCUCUGAAAUUGCAUUUAUAUAUGGUAUAAUAUAGAUUUUUAAAUUUCUCUUUUAAUAUGGUUGACUUUGUACCGCUCUUUGGGCCUUUGGGGAUGAAGCGUGCUUUUUAUAUAAACUUUAUUAUAAUAUAUAUUAAAUAUAUUGCAUUUAAAAUAGACACGUUUUAAAAUAAACACAUUACUUUAAAUAUCGCUGCUCAGUGCAAGACAUUAGAAGAGUAGGCGUAACCAUGACUUCAGGAGGAAAACUCCCAUGCAGAAAAUUGAUCCAUCUCAACAUGGAUAAAUUUGCAAAUAACUUGGACACUGGCUUGUACCAAGUUCUACAACUCGCUGAGUUAAACAGAUGCCGAUCUCUUGCAGUUCCUGCCCUUGGAACUGGUAGGUGUAUUAAGAUAAAUAUUAGGGAAAAAAAUUCUUAUAAAAAAGCAAAAAUAGUUUUAUUAACUUUUAUAAAUUCUUUCAUACUUGAAAUCAUUUGAGUUUUGAAGUUCCUGCCCUUUGAAAUGGUAGGUGUAUUAAGAUAAAUAUUAGGGAAAAAAAUUUUUAUAAAAAAACAAAAAUAGUUUUAUUAACUUUUAUAAAUUCUUUCAUACUUGAAAUCAUUUGAGUUUUGCCCCCCCCCCCCCACUUUUUUUCUCUCCACUUUUCGGUUUUUGUUAUUUAACUAUUCAAUGAAAUUUGCAAUACUUUCUCUUUUACAAAUUUGGGCCCCUUAAAUAUGUGAGACCCCAUGCAGCCAUAGGGGUUGAAGGCCCAGACCACAGCUCUGUUUGCAUUGAAUAACAUGCAUGCAUAUUUCAAAUAGGCCGGCAUCCAGUAGAGUAGAAAACCUUUUUUUAAAAUUAUAAAUUUAGUGUUUAAAUAUUGUGAGUAAAUCCUUUUAAUUGUCUAAAAUAGAAGUGAAAUUACCCCACACACACACACAACUUAAAAAAAAAACAACAACAACAAAACCCACAAACUGACAAAUUCUAAUAUCUAAUAUAUAUAUAUAUUAUAUACAUUUUUUUUACACAUUUUCAGUUUCUAUUCACUAUUGAUUAUGUUUAUCCGUAAGCGAUUACGUCAGACCAACUUCUGAAAUUACAUUUAAGUCAUUUAGAUAAUCAAAAGUGUUCUUAUUGAUAAUUUUAAAAAAAAAAUAUAUUAUGCAGUCACACUUAUAAAACAAAGUCUUUUCUUUAAUUUUAAAUUGUAUGCACUAAUCACAAAUAGAGACCAGCAAUAUGUUUUAUCACAUUUACAGGCAGGAAAGGAGCUGACAUACAUAAAAUAAAACGGAUGAUCUAUGAAGCGAUAGAGAAAUUCGGAGCAGCUGACCGUAUCUUAUCAGACAUCAGAUUGGUUGUUUACAAACGGAACAUGGUAUCUGAUUUUAUAGUGGAAAGUCCAAAAGAGGAAG